This is a messenger RNA of Yamadazyma tenuis ATCC 10573, 699 nucleotides long. The record is from RefSeq and is a predicted model, not a curated record. NCBI's taxonomy places the organism in Eukaryota, Fungi, Ascomycota, Pichiomycetes, Serinales, Debaryomycetaceae.
CCAUAAUGCUGUUAUCAACGACUUGACUUUGAACUCGUCCCAUAAGUCUAUCUUUGGAUCGUGCUCUGAUGAUUACACGGUACAGAUCCAUGAUUUGAGAUCUCCGGCCGCAGAUAGUGUUGCCAUCAACUUGGAAACUAAACACAUUCAAAAUGCCAUGAAAUUUCAUCAGGAUAUCCCAACUUUAUUGGCUACUGGUGGAAGAGAUAAUGUGAUCAACUUGUACGACCUAAGAAACCCAACUACGCCGUUUCGUAAGUUAUUCGGCCAUGACGACAGUAUUGCUGGCUUGAAAUGGGAUUCUGUUUGUAAUCCUAAUAAGCUUACUUCCUGGUCUUUAGACAAGCGAGUAUUAAUCUGGGACUUGGACAGCUUGGAUGAAGAGUUCAUCUACCCAACCGACGUUCCUGAAAAUGGAAAGAAGAACAAGAACUCUAGAACCACAGAUCCUUGUCUCAAGUUCAUCAGCGGAGGGCACACCAACAGAAUAAACGAAGUCGACAUUCAUCCUACUUUAGAUGGGCUCCACAUUACCUGUGGUGAUGAUAGCUUGUUGGAGAUCUGGAAACCAAAGACCAUAAUACCCGAGGAAGAAGAGGAAGAGGAAGAGGAAGAUGAAAAGAAAAACGAUAUGGAGGUUGAUCAGGAGAAGUGAUUUUUUUAGUUUUUGUACCUUUGUAAUAUAUUCCGCUAAUAACC